Molecule: messenger RNA, 162 nt
Organism: Enterospora canceri
Lineage: Eukaryota; Fungi; Microsporidia; Enterocytozoonidae
Source: the annotation of a GenBank genome assembly
AUGUGCGUUCGACUUGUCGAUGUAUCUGGUAUUCUUGCGAUUCACAUACCGACACGCAGCUUGCUGCGGUCUUCAUCGACCCACGAGCCGAGUGAUCCACCGUUAAGAGUUGUGAUUUUUUGUCAUUACGUCAGCUCUAUUACCGACUUUCAAGACUUCCUC